CUCCGCCAGAUGAUGCGCGGUCUCCGCUCUCCGCUCUGUGGAUUGUUGUUGUUGAUAACACGAUGACACGGACUUUCAGCAGGAAAAAGGUCGAGGGUCGAGCUCGUCGAUAGAUGCUGCAACUCGUAUCUCGCACUCUGAGAUCGCGGAGCGUCAAGUGGAUCGAGCGGCCGGUAGAUAACAAAUCGUUCAUCCCGCUCGCGAGAAGGGGCUACGGCAGGAUGCCGAGGUAUUUAAAUCAAUCGGAAGCAAUCAACAUCGACAAGGACCUGUUCGACAAGUACAAGUUCAGCGUCGACCAACUGAUGGAGCUAGCCGGGCAGAGCUGUGCUGUCGCGAUCGCGAAAUCCUACCCACUAUCGGGGGGCCCCGGCGACCCGAGCAGCAGGGUGCUGGUGUGCUGCGGGCCCGGCAACAACGGCGGCGACGGCCUGGUCUGCGCCAGGCACCUGAAGCACUUCGGAUACUCGCCGGAGAUUUACUAUCCGAAACGGACGAAUAACGAGCUCUACGAGAGGCUGCUGCAUCAGUGCGUCGAGAACGGUAUCCCGAUAUUGGAGAAUCAGCGAAUAGAGAGGGCAACCGAUUCCGAAGUUCUCCAGGAAUACGCGAUCGUCGUGGACGCCCUUAUGGGAUUCAGUUUCAGGCCGCCGGUGAGAGAGCCGUUCGUCCGUAUCGUCGACCUGCUGAAGAGCACGAGCGUUCCCAUUUGCAGCGUGGACAUCCCGUCGGGCUGGAACGUCGAGGAGGGGCCGCCCGCGGACGGCGGCAUAAAGCCGCAGAUGUUGAUAUCUCUCACGGCCCCGAAGAUGUGCGCGUCGAAGUUCGAUGGGAGAUUUCACUAUCUGGGCGGUAGGUUUGUCCCUGAGAAGCUGGAGUCGCAGUACAAUCUCAAUUUACCGAAAUACCCCGGCACGGACCUCGUCGUUCAGCUGCGCUAACGAAGGGUUGUUGAAAGCGUGAAGAGAGUGCGUUAUAACAUUUGACGGAUCUUGUUAGAUACUUGAGAAACGUCAAGAGACUUGCAAUUACCAAUCGCAACUCAUUUCUCGUUUCAAGUUUUCAACUGUGAAUGUAAUUAUCAUUCAAUUUCAUACGUCAUUAUUAUGGAUAAGCAUGAACUCUAGUAUGUAUACCUCUGAAUUUGUAUUUAAUUGUUUCUAAAUAAAACCCAAUGUUUCCCUAA
Molecule: messenger RNA, 1186 nt
Organism: Temnothorax curvispinosus
Lineage: Eukaryota; Metazoa; Arthropoda; Insecta; Hymenoptera; Formicidae
Gene: Naxe
Product: NAD(P)H-hydrate epimerase
Exons: 2
Coding region: 114-941 (275 amino acids)
Cellular component (GO): mitochondrion
Molecular function (GO): NAD(P)HX epimerase activity
Source: RefSeq, a predicted model, not a curated record